Messenger RNA from Misgurnus anguillicaudatus (oriental weatherfish), 8995 nucleotides. RefSeq names its product RUN and SH3 domain containing 1 (gene rusc1). Gene Ontology annotation, molecular function: protein binding. Gene Ontology annotation, cellular component: cytoplasmic vesicle. Lineage: Eukaryota; Metazoa; Chordata; Actinopteri; Cypriniformes; Cobitidae. The record is from RefSeq and is a predicted model, not a curated record.
UGUUGAUCUAUAUACAAAUGCUGGAUCCUAUUAUACAAUAGGCUACCUUUUUAGAAGAUAUGAGACACACAGAUAAGAAAUGUGAUUCUUUAUUUUUAUAUCAAAGCAAAUUCAUCUGUAGUGUCUGUAUAUCAUGCAUGUUGUUGGUGAAUAGCAAAUCUAUAAAACCAUGUUAACUUUCAGUAAAGAUUAAAAAAUCUAAAAUACAAAUUAAGGCAUGUUGGCUAGUAGGCUUGUUUUGGACUCAUACAUUUGACAGAAAUUUUAAAGAAAAUUUAAAGAUUCUCCGCUCCAAACACUGCCACAGUUCACGCAGCGCUGCGCAGACGGAUCGGCGUAUGACAUCGAAGUACCGCGUUUUGAUUCGCUUUCGAGUCGUUCUCGCGGUACUUCGAUGUCACAAGCUGCGCAGCGCGCGCCGCAUGCAGUCGAACACGCCUCGAAAGAUGCUGUUGAGGGGUGGGGUCACAUGGAUGGGAUAAGAGAGGGGAGGGCUAGAUGACGGAGCGAUAGACAGUGGAAAGAUAAUUACGGUGUGAAAUAAUAUCGGAGCUAUGGUUUAUGAGCUGAAAUAAAGAGCAAGAGCCAGAAGAAAACGUCCUUUCUGUCCAUUCGAAAAUGAGGUACUAACAGGACCCAAGAUGUUCAUAAAUUAACAGGCUUCUUAAACAAUUUCCAAAAAAAGUGGCACAUAUAAAACUAUCCCACCAUGCACCCUUCCUCUCGCCCAUCCGUGCCCCCUCGUUCCCGAAGAUUUGACAAUAGGCACAUAGAGGCAAAACCAAGCCAAGGGACUAAGAAGGAGGACAAAAACAUGAACCCUGCAUCAUCUCGUCGUGGCACUCGGGGACCACCUGAGACUUCCAGGUUAAAGGGCCCCAGUCAAGGUCCACGAGCCCCAGUAGUUCAGCCCAAAUUGUUUCGUCCACAAAAGAUUGGUGCUCACGCAAUAUCAGCAAUCUCAAAACCAAAAAGUGGACACACUGUAUCAAAUAUUGCCCCAGCUGUGGAUCCAAACUGCAACGAGCCCAGCCUACCUUGUUUGUGUUGUGAUGGCCAUUCACCUCAGGAUAGUAACAGCCUUUUUAAUCACAACCAUAACAAUAAUAACACUGUAACCAUCAGGCAACAAAUGAAACUUCCACCACCUCCACCUCCUCACAAGGAUAAAUUGGCUAUUUUAAAACAUGAUGUCAAAGAAGAUGAGUGCAAGCCAGAAGUAAAGCAACCUCACGCCAUUCCAGUGGAGGAGAGAGAUGAAGAAAAUGGCAAUGUAGAUGCAAAAGAUGGAGAUGACCUCAAGAAAGGUGACAACAGUGUAAAUGUGAAUGGCAACAUUGAUGUGAAUGGAAACGGCAAUGGUGGUGAUGAUGACGAUGAUGAUGAAGAUGAUGAUACUCUUGUUCCUUCUUCUUGCAAUUGCCCAGAAUCCAUGCUGGACUUCUCUCUUACAUCUUCUACCUCAUCUUCUUCCACAUCCAUUAGCAGCUGUUCAGAUCUGGAGUGCGACUUCCCCGAUACAUUUUCAAUGUCAUCACAGGAUCAAGAGGUCCCUGAUCCGUCUUCUCAUUCCCCCGUCUCUCAUUGCCCUGCCUUUGAGACCAGUGUCUUACCAUUUGAUCACAACACUUCUGCAAGACCACCAUUUUCUCUUUGCUCGCCUGAUGAAGGCUAUCCCUCAGCCCCAUCCUCCCCCGGCUCUGACUACACAGACAGAAAGGCAUCAGAAGGAAAAUCUAUUAAAGUAAAUCUCCUUAAUUUUUUAGACUCAAUGGAAGAGUUAGGCAAAGUGGAUCUGUUCUACCGCAUUGUUCAUUUGGCACGUUGGGAACUGGACAAUGAGCUGAUUGUGAGAGAUAGGAUGGAUCACCAACAGAAGCUUCAGAGGGUCAACAAAGAAGUUAAAUUGGCUUAUCUUGUGAAACUUCAGGAAGAAGGAUUGGACCUUAAUAAUGAGGAUAUUCCCAGAGUUUUGGAUGAAAUAGAAAAUACUGACAUUCCAUGGAAAUUGUAUAAAAGCAACAAAUCGUGUGAUUCCCAGGAAUUUUCUGAUGCAGGGGUGGAUCUGACAGCCCCUUCUGACUUUGAUGAAACCCCUGUUCUUGAUUCUCUGGCUUCGUCACCACUGGAUCUUCUUCCCCCUCCCAGACCCCCAAAACCUCCAAAAAGGCAUGUAAGUGCCCAGCCAGAAUCUCACAUAUACACAAACAUCAGCGGACAUGUUUUCUCAGUCUUGUCCACCAAUGAAACUUCUAAUUUUUCAACAGUUGUGUCUGAUCCUACAUUGCCUACAUUGUCAUCUUCACCCCCAACCUCAAAACCACCUGCACUUCCUCCUCCUCCAUCACAGCCUGUGCCCUACUUUACUCUAAAUACAGACUCAUCCACUCUCAUCUCCCCCACACCACCCAUUCCACCUCCUAGAAGACGUCAUAAAGCCCGUCUAGAGGCCCAGAGGCUUGCUGAGCUUAAAGGAGAAAAGACCACCCAGUCCCUUCCACCUCCAAUUUCCAGACCUCCUCCACUGCCACCUCCACCUGCCUUGACCACACCUCCAGCUAUUCCACCUCCACCAUCGCUCCCACCCCCUCCAUCUUUUCAUGCAUUGGAUGUAGAAAUCCGAAAGUUGCUUGCACUGGCAGGUCUUACCCAAGCUGAGUUGCUUAAACUCAGUCCAGAGUUGGGAGUCUGCGUAGAUGUUGUUCUGGAGAAUGAGAAACAGUCAGCAUCCGAUAUCUCUGAGGUAGGAGAACUUAGAUUAAACAGUACACAAAAGGAGUUGGAUUCCAGAUUGAGAGAGGGAACUACAUUUGGGAAAGUCAGGUCCUCAAGUGCAAAGGAAUUAGAUGUGCUCAGUGAAGAGGAAGAUUCUAAAGAAGAGCAUAAAGAUGCACACAGAACAACAACCUUCACGGAAAUGGCAAGACGACGUAAGAGAAAUAGUGGAAACUGUAAUUAUAGCUGCAGUUGUACAUUUGGAUCUGAUCUUACUUUACCUUCCAACGCCUAUUACAGUACGGGACUUAGCAGUGCAGACAUUCCAGAUGUUAGCUUUGGGAAUUUUGAUUAUACUUCAGCAAUUUCUGACACCCCUCCUCCUCCGCCUCCAAGACCUUUGCCCCCUCGUCCACCAAUAGUCUCCAAUCCUCCUGAACUUCCCCGUCUCAAGCCAUGCACUGUACCUGCCAAUGCCUCUCGUCCAGAAAGAUUUGACUGGCUGAUAGCUUUCACCCCAGAUACAGAGUCUCCACCCCUUGAGAAGCAAAAACCAACCAAUGAUGACACGUUACAAAAAUCAACUUCAGGCUCAAAAGUCACAACCUUUAAAGAACUACGCAAUAGAAGCAAGCAGGGUUUACCACCAGCCCAUGUUCUAUCAGAACCUGAUCCAGCUGUAGUGACCCCAGAUCCAGAUUUUCUGUACAACCUGAAAUGGAGGAGAGGGAAGAUUGAUGGAGAUGGCUGGGAAUAUACUUCCCAAGCACAAGCCUCUUUUCUCCAGCCACCACCCACUCCUGCCUCAUUGUCACUUUUCAGGGAAAUGUGCCACCUGAAUAUACAAGACCGGCAGAGUCCAGCAGAACCCAAAGCUUUCCAACAAAUUGGAUGUUCAGUCAGUGAUGGCAGCCUAAGGACUAUUUGUGAUGAAAGAUAUAAAGAGGGUCAACCCAAAAAGAUGGAAGAUGGAGAGAAAGUGGAAGUUAGAGGAAUGGCAGAUGGAGCAUGGACCUUUGAAUCCAGGACAACAGCUGUUCGCAGCGUCUCAUUUGCUGGCUCUGAGCAGAAAAACGUGGCUUGGAUAGGAGAUGAUGCAAGGCCCCUAAUGGGAACUGAAGGGCUGUCUUCUGCGUGCCUGCAGGAAAAGAAAUCUCUUGUCAGUUCAGUCAGUGUGGCAGUGGAGGCCAUUUUGGCUCAGUUCAAGUCAUCUAGGACCCUUGUGCAGAAGUUUCACACAGUAGAUCCGGCUCUCUCUGGAGACAGCAGUGUAAAUCCCUCUCUGGGUCGCCUGGUACUGCAGUGCCUUUGCCCAGCCCUGCGCAGUCUGCUCUGUGAUGGACUCAAACCCCAUCAGAGUGACCUCAUUUCAGGCAGAAGGCCAAAUUCACCAUGGGGAUUGGUUUUAGCCUCCACCAAACCAGGCCCAAGCACACAGGCCUUGCACAACCUUCAGGCUAAAGUAGCGGGGCUUCCCCAGCUUAAGCAGAGCAGACACAGGUUCAACGCCUUCCUGUUUGGUCUUCUCAAUAACAAGCUUCUGGAUUACUGGUUUUCACAUCUGCACUCCUGCUGUGAUGUGUUGGAGACUUUUUAUCGGCCUUCGUCCUUCAUGCGUCUGUCACUCACUUCUUGUCAGCAUCUUUUUGAGGAGCUUCUUCUUCUGCUACAGCCUCUUUCUCUUCUGACCUUCAACCUCGAUCUGCUGUUUCAGCAUCACCACCUAGACCCCACCUCCCCGACUCUCACUCCAGCCAGUCACAGCUCCGACGUACGUAGUCCGCCAAAUGAAGACUUCAGCUUCUACUUGUCUCCAAAGGGGCUUUUCAAUGGCAGUGGCCAUCAUCUUGGAAGCGUAUUAGAGCAAGACCACAAGGCCUUGGAUUUACAAGGCCCUAAUUCCAAUCCAGGCCUCACAAGCCUGUCCAGUCAUGCUUUUGAUGUGUUUGAAGAUUCAGCCUAUCGCAAUCCUGUUUCAGGUGUCACCAAAGAAGAAGCCAGUCCUUCAUUAUCAUGGCUGAAGGGAAAUGAUAUUCCAAUGCAUUUUAGUAGUGAGAGUGGAGCGAGUCUUUCUCAGCAGGCAGGCCAGGCUUUUCAGCAAGGUUGGGGGGCGGUUAUGCGUUUGGGGGAGCGUUUGGGGCAAAACUUUGGUUUGGCCACCUCUAGCUCCUCAGAGGAUGUUAAAAGCCCCAAUUCACAAGAUGACUUGAAGACGGCCUUCCCACUGCAUCCGAAAAGUCAAUUUGAAAACGGACAGCAAGCAAGAGAGGAGCUUUCCUUGUGGGAUCGUGGGACAACUGUUCCUUGGAGCUUUGGAAGGCUUUUUGGAGCUUCUAAGAGCCCCAACAACCUACCAACAACAAUCAGACGGCCUUCGCAGUGGCUCUCACCUGGGGUCUCUGUUCUUAACCGCUUUGUGAUUCGUGGCCAGGAUCCUCCAUCUGAAAAGAGAGAGAGAAACACAGAUGAGGAAAAAGAUGAAAAUGAAAAUUGCAAGAAAACCAGAGAUCAACCGAAGCCCCCGAGGGUGAUCAGAACUCUGUGUGACUACACAGGCACUGGUGCAGAGCUGAGCUUCAGGAAAGGGGAGGAGCUUGUUCUGUUAGGAGGUGUGGACCAUGACUGGAUACAGUGUCGUCAAGGUGACAAAGAGGGCCUUGUUCCCAUUGGUUAUGCUUCACUUGUCAUGUGACUUAUACUUAUUUCCACUUGUAUGUUUGUGUGAAUAUCAGGGGAUAUAGACUUCUGAAUAAGGAAAAUGAAACCAUAUUAAGAUGUAGUAAUUCGUAGCAGUGUUAUGUGCUUAUUUGUUUAUCUAUGAGCCUUGUUGCCUGGUUUGUGAUGUCUGAAAUAUUUUCGGUGGUAUAUACAGACACUAUAAAUUACUGUAUAAAUGAUAAAUAAAUCGUUAUAUAUUUACCAUAGACUUUACUAAGAUAGAUAGACAGAUAAACAAGAAAUAGAAGUAGUGAAAUGAAAAGAAUCAUGUUAAAAAAAUUAAAUAAAACAAUAAUAUUGUAUUUAUUAUCAGGUGUUCUGCCAUAACAAAAUGCUUCCAAAAAAAGCGCUUAGCACAUAGUUAUCGAAAUACAAAAUAAUAUUUACAAAAUUAUAUUACAUUACAUUACAUCACAUCAAGUCUAUAAAUAAAUAUAACCAAUACUGGUACAGUUUGCACCACUUUUACUAUUAUACCAUAAGAUCAGCCGUAUUUUGGCUUAUUUUGGGGCUGUAUUAGACUAUUUUACUAAAAUUUGUUUAUUUUAUAAUCAAUGAUUUGGUGUUAUUAAAUAUUUUGAGCUAGUCAAUCCAAAAAAGUAAAAACAAUUAAAAUGAAUUCUUUAAAAUAAUUAUAUUUGCUAUCCUGUGUACACCAACAAUUAAUAAUAAAAGAAAGAUGAACACUUGAUUUUGCCUAAAUAUGCCCCAAAAAGAGCAAAAUCUUUCUUUUUUGAAAUAUCAGAUUGGUGUAGCUUUAUAUAAUUUCAUUAUAAGAAUUGUUGUAACUCUCAAUGGUAAUACGAGUCAAAUAUCUCAGAGCUGUAGUGUGUAGAUAAUAGUUUAACUUUUCUUUACAAUGUGAUGGUAAUGUGGUAAGAUCUGUAUCAUCAUGAGCUUGAUAGUGAUGACUAUGCAUAAUCUGUACUGUAAUAUUUAUGAGGUUUGUUGCUGGAGAAACCAUAUACUGUAUGAUUGAUAGCAUUAAUGAUUUUCUUUUGAAUGGAUAUUCUGUGUUGGUUAAAUACUUUGAAUCAGAGGUCUACAUAUAAAACCUGCAUGAAUGUGUAUGAAUGUGUCUUUAAAUUGUCACUUAAUCAUUAAUACAACUUUCCUUUUCAUUUGUGAGCAUGCAUAGGUACAUAACUCAAAAUAUUCACACUCUGUGCUAAGGAUAUGGGCUUGGAUUGUAGUAAGAAAGAUCUUUUUAAUAUGAGCUUGCUUCAUCUAUUAAAUGACACUGUAUUUUCCAAAAACAUGAAUGUGACUAUACAACAUUUGUGUCACACAACAGCAAUUUCAAAUCAAACGUAUCUUGACAUAAACAUUAAGGAAGAAACAGAGUAUGCACACUAGGCUGCUAUAUCGCACACUCAUUGACGGAUGAAACUGAAGCUGUCAGAGAUCUGGAGAAAGUUGUCAUGUUAAUGUGCUAGAUUGCAUGAAACACAGCUUUAUUCGCUAUACCACAUACUGAUAAACCUUCUGCUCUAUUGCAACCAAUAUCAGAAAGGCAGAUGGCUAUAAAAUAGCAGUAACUUCAGAAGAAAACAGAGCAUUCAUAGUAUGUUUAAUGUCUUAAAACUGAACCAAAAUAUUUUACUUCAUAGUUUUUUAUUACCUCAAGUACAGCAGGGGACAUUUGGUAUAUUGCCAUAAGGUACAGUGUAAGAUACAUCUAAAAACAUUUAAGACAGAAACUAAUUUUUAUAGAAUAAUUGCCUAAAAGCUUAAUGUCCCUGUUUUAAAAUGUAAGAAAUGUUUGAAAGUGCAAUGAUAGCAGCAACACUUUAAAAAAAAAGAUCUGUUGGUUUAACUAAAAAAAAUUACACUGAAUAUCUUAGGUUGCACAUGAUUGAAUUUAGUUUAAGUUUUAGUUUAGUUUUAAUUUUGAAGUUGUUGGAUCUACGUACUUUAAUUAUAUACACCAGUUUAACAUUGAUUGAGUCAAGUUUUCUUAAAAUGAAAAUAAUUUUUAUUACUGUUAAUUUAAUUUUAAGGAAACAUAAUUCAUGUGCAACCGAUGCCCAGAAGUUUUUUUUUCAGUGUAAGUAACCUGGUUGCCUUAAAUUAAAAUAUUAGUUGAAUCAAAAAAGUUGUGUAAAAAUUGUUGUGUCAACUAAUAUUUUUAAAUUUUUUUAAUUUUAAAGAAGCAAUUUGUAUAAUCUGCGCCGCUAGAGGGCGCCAGAUCAAAUCAAUAACAAUGACAUAGAUUAAUGACGCUCUGAAGCAGCGUAGACUGAUGGGAUUUGUUUGUCUUUAACUCAAACGCUGAUGGCCAUCAAUCAGACGGGAACGAGAAAUCAUGUUACACAUGAGGUAAAGUAAUCAAGUUUUAUAAAUGUUGUGUUUGAUGACAUCAUUUUUUUCAUUAUGUAAGGUUUCAUGUAAUGUUCAAAACGCAAUUGUUAGUUGUUAGUCAUAGAUGUUACAGUAUAAGUCCAAUACGAUGGUUUGUUAACAGAAUUAAGUGUUCAGAUGAACAAACUUACCAUAAAAAAGCGAGUGGCCCGACAGACGCUAUUACUUCCGCAUUUGUCCACGACACUGUUGUCAUGUGGUUUUUACGUCAGUAAAGGGUAACGUAGAUAUCCACGUCAUUUACAGGCGACUGCACUGCCCCGUGUCACUGUUUAGAAUGGCAAUUUACAAGUAGUUGAAAACAUUAUAGAUAUUGUUAGUAAUCAGCUGGACAAAAUAUAUAACACUGGACUAGUGGUUUUUGGAUAUUUUACUGCAAAUAUCUUACAAAUUGUACCUUUAAUGCAACCAGGUUAUUUACUUUUUUAAAGUUGAACCAGCUAUUUUUUUUGGUUAUAAUCUUACCUCACAGUGCAAACUGCAAUCAUAAAUGAUUAAGGAAUUUUUGUUAACUUAUUAUUUUCAUUAUUAUUUGAUAGCUGAUAAUAAAACCUAAUAGCGUUCAUUAAAAAUAAAUAUGUACAACCCAGUCUCUUUUUUAGGUUAACCACUUGGCAAAAUCAUUAGUGUGUGACCUGUACUCCCGCUGAAAUGUAUUUAAAAUAAUACACACAUUCUAGCAACAAAUUGAUUAAACUUAUAACCUACAGGUUUUUGACUAAAUAUAUUAUUUGUAAUGCAUUUGAUAUUAUUUAAAAUUGUUUGACUACUUGACUGGUUUCCAUUAAAGUCAUUAAAGUCUUAACAAAUUCAAAUGAUUAUGAGCUUGUUGUGGGACAGUGUGAAAUGUAGAUUUACAAUUGUGAGUAAACAUUUGACUUGACAUGUGAUUUGGAGAAAGAAAGAGUUGUUGCAUCAUAUAUAUAAAUAUACAGUAGUGCAUUGUUUGUGGUUAAUUAUAUAAAAUGGCCUGCUUUCUAUCUGUUCCUCUUGUCUAUCUCUCUAUCUAUCUCUUGUUGUGUGUGAGAAGACUUUUGUGUGGUUAUGAGUUGUGUAGCUCUAUGUGAUAUUGCCCAUUGCUGGUAGCACAUUUAAAGCAUAAUAUGUAAUGUACCACACUCCUGAGGUCUCUCAUUCCCUGUCAAACAGCUCUAUGCAUGUUGGUGUUUGUAAAUAAACCCAAUAAAACAUGAAAAAAAUG